Molecule: messenger RNA, 4550 nt
Organism: Haliotis rufescens (red abalone)
Lineage: Eukaryota; Metazoa; Mollusca; Gastropoda; Lepetellida; Haliotidae
Product: probable methyltransferase-like protein 24
Exons: 9
Coding region: 95-1009 (304 amino acids)
Source: RefSeq, a predicted model, not a curated record
CAUAACUUCGACAAGGAAUUAAGCUGUCUUCCUCCACGCUGAAGUUGGAUAUUCGCCUGGUGGCUGCACAGAGACGUCUCGUUGUGAGGGGAGAAUGAAGUUGAAAAUCGCACCUAUCGGAUUCAUGUUUGGGUUUGGCUGUGGCGCCCUUUUUCUUAUCAUCACUCAGUAUCGAGUCACAGAACAGAAGGCCCAUCUAGAUGCUAGUACCAGGACCCAACUCAAGUACCGAAAAUCAAAUUGGGCGUUGCAUUCAGAAGAAAACAUGGAUGGACCACUCAAGGAUCUUCGCCAGCAAGGACAGGUUCGCCUACCGAAGAAAGAUGUAAUAGAGAAAAUGUCCAUCAGUGAAGCAUUCAAAACGUACCACAGUUACCUUGACAACGUAGAUAUGUUGUGCAAGCGAAAGCUGCGCAUGGGCAAACUCGGAGACGGAGGCUGGGAGAUAUGUGAUGACGCCGAAUACCGACCAGUAAAGCCUUGCAUUGUGUAUUCCUUUGGAAUCAACAACGAUUUUUCUUUUGACGAUGAAACGGCCAAAAACUAUGAGUGUGACGUCUUUUCCUUUGAUCCGAGUAUGAAACAGAAAAGUUACCAGAGAUCACCACGGGUGCGGUUUUUAAGUUUAGGUAUUGAUGGAAAGGACUACAAGAAGGGUCCCUGGAAUCUUCAUUCACUGACCAGUUUCAAGAAAAUGUUGAACCACACAGGGAGAUUCAUUGAUGUUCUCAAGAUGGACGUUGAACACUCAGAAUGGCCAGCGCUGCCCAACAUGAUCUCAUCAGGGGAACUGUCUAAAGUCCGGCAGUUUCUCGUGGAGUACCACGGAAAAUGUGACACUAAGAAUGACUGCCGCAAUAAACUGAAAAUUUUGAAAGACAUCUAUGAUAAAGGAUUUAGGAAGUUUUAUGUCCACAAAAAUCAUCAAUGUGGAUUUAAAAAUAAUUUAUUUCCUGUCAUAAGGACAGGUUGCUAUGAAAUUCAUUAUGUGAAUAUCAACAUACAGUAAAUGCCAUAUUUGAUCAUUUUCAAAACAACAUUUCAAAGUCUGUCGCCACUUCAAAAUUUCCGGAUCGCCGUCAUAUAGCUGAGUUCAGCGUGAACAACGAACAAACAAAAGAAUCAAAAUUUAAACCCUCUCGUCUUUUAUUCCAUGUAUUGCGCUAAAACGAUACCUUCAGAUAAGUAUAACAGGACAUCCUGAAUCUACAUGUAUGUCUGUCACUGUAAAACUACAUUUACUAUGUGUUCAGUACUAUGUCAAUAAAUAAAAAGACAAAACCCUUUCCAUAACCACAAGAAAUCUCUGUAAAAGCGGACUCGAUUGUACGAGUCCGACUAUAUCAUGAGGAUGUGUUGAACUAAUAAUCAUACCAGGUGAGCGUAUUCAAUACCAUUCGCCCUCAAGCAAGGCUAUCAACCUGUAGGUCAUAUAAUCACAGAUGACUUCUCUAUUCAGUAUAAGUGUUUAUUCAUAAAACCGAGUGGCCAUAGGCCUAUAGGUACAUGUUGUAUGGUAUGGGUGUAUAUACAUUAAUAAGGUAAAACAUGUGGAACUUCUUAGCGUCAUAGCAUGCAAUAUGUACAUUGACAAUUGUUUCGUUAGUACUACAUUGUUACUUGACCUUAACGAAACAGAUUUCGGUAAAAUUCGGCAACGGAUAAAUUAUCAAUGAACUGAUUUCUCAGUUCAGCAUACAACGGAUAAGGUGGUAAGAAAUAGCAUUCACUUUUUUCAGUGUUUAAAUCACAAAAAGGACAAAUUCUGAGUUCUCUUACGAUCCCCAUAUAUCUUCCCGUCUCGAUAAAGAGUUCGUAUGAACUACAUCUGAAUCAGCUUUAACAGAUUCAAUAUUUGGGGUUAAUCUAGCUUCCGAUUCCUUUAUUGCAAACUUCAGCUCAUCAAAGUUAUCUCCUGUAGGUCCAGGAUUAAGUUCGAUAUCUUCGGAGAGAUAAAUAAGUGUCACAAAAGGUUGUCGCCUACAUUCGAGGGUAUAGUUCAGAUUUCGGUAUGCAAACAAUGUCGAUUGUUUGUAUACAUGUUCACAAAUUUAACCAUCUGAGAACAAAGAGGAUGGUGGUAUGAUGGCCGGUAACGCCGAUUACAUCGAUGAUGCUGCAGUAGAUCCCAAAUACCAGAUUGUAAGAAAUGGUGCUGUACAUAACAUCAGACGGUUGUCCAUGUCGAUUCCUGCUGUCCACCCCGACGUCGAGGUGUAGGAGAGCACUGUCACCUGCAUGUGUCUAUGGAUAUCCCCAUUUGAUGACGUGACCUUUUUGACGGAUAUUUGCCCCAGAUUUUAUUGUUAUAUUUCGCAGGUUAUUUUUAAUUAACGCCCUAUUGCGCAGUGUGCUCUUCAGUUGACAAUAACAACCUUCGUCACAUAUCUAAAUAUGGACCAAACUUUCGCGAGCAACCUCCUACUAAUUGGAUUCACAACUUAUGGAUGUUGUCGGCAUAUGACAAAAAAUGGUCCAAAAGAGAAGAGGAACAUGUUGAAUUUCUUUCGGAGUGGGUUGAGUCAGUGCGUGAUGUUAUUGGUAAAAUGCGUAAAAUUAAAUAGAGGAAACGGAAUUGGAAUAUACCCAGCCAGCUGUCAUUCCAAGUUUGUAGUUGUUCCCACUGACAAGGCCUCAAAUAGCAUAACCAUUGUAUGUAAGCAUCACUACAUUAAUUGUUUGAUCAAAGAACUUGGCAUAAAUUACAUCAAAUAAAGGCCACAGUCAUAUAACGUCAGUAUGUUGACUGGCGAAGAAUUCUGCCCAAACCAUGCAUUUCUGAUAUCAACUUUUGACUUGACUCUAAAACCUGAAGACAUAUCCAUUCCUCUUUUCUAGUGAAUCCACGCAAAGAGAGAUAUAUUGCUGGGUCCAGAAAAUGUACCACCAAAUCCCUGUCUCAAAGGCUAAUUAUAAUCCUUAGUACAAUCAAGGAAGAACUUUCUUUAGAUUGAAAUACAGUAUUUGACGCAAGUGGAAUUAAUACCAUGUGGAUUCCUAAAACCACAAGGGAUUUUCUUGUCACAGAAAUGAACCAGUUCCAUUUUGUCAAAACAUAUGAUUUUUCAACUUUGCACACCACCAUCCCACAUGCCAAACUUUAGGAAAAACGUCAUUCCUUGAUUGAUAGGGCUUUUGUUAUAGUUACGUAUCUAUAUUCAGAGAUUCGGGACAAUUUUGUCAAAAAUGAAAGCAAAUGCUAUCUACAGUUUACUGAGAAAACAAUUUGUGAAAUGCUGGACUUCAUCAUUGAUAACAUAUAUGUAAAACUUGGAAGUCCCCAAGGGCACCAACUGUGCUCUCCUUCUUGCGUAUCUGUCUCUUUAUGGAUAUGAAUAGGAAUUUCUGAUCGGAUUGGCAAGAUCAAAGCAAGAUAUUUUGGCCAAGAAGUUUAACCAAAGCUUCAGGUAUAUCGGUGAUUUGAUCUCGUUCAAUAACAAUCACUUAGCCAAUUCCCUUCCAUUGAUUUACCUGACCUGAAAUAGAAAUAAAUGAGACCAGCGAGACCGCCUCAUAUGUUUCAUAUUUAGAUCUAAGCAUAAAGUUCCAGAAUGAUUUCAAAGAGUGCCAUAUGACUCUUGCACAGAAGGUGUUUGAUCGAGAUUACAACAUUCAAGGCCUCAGUAAAGCUUUCAAAAAUGUUUAUUGUAGACAAUUGGGGGACAUUUCCAAAUUUGCCGCAUUAGUGGCAAACAUGACGUCCAAUACAAUUCCCUAUUUCGACUUGUACCAAAUGUUCACAUUAAUUUUUCAGGUGAACAAUUGACUUUCCUUUGCAUGUGUAUGUGACGGGUGCCCUCUGUGGGGCAGGAUACACUCACCUUUUCGCGAAAAUCUGGUAUCAUCACUAUUUGAUUGUUAAUCAUUAAUGCUCAUGUUAUAGUCAGAAUCGUACUAUCAAAUUUCUCUUGAAUAUUGAAAGGGUUUUGUUGCUUUUAUGUCCAUCCUUAAAACAGGCUUUGAAUUCUUUGUGAGAUGUAUGUUGAGGGAAUACUGAAUUGUUUAAUGUUAUUUUGGUGGAAUUUUCAAUUAUAUAGAAUUAUUUAUGAUAUAAUUCAGUUCAAUUGUUAUUUAACUCAUUGAAGGCGCUAGGCAUGAUCAUGAAUAAAAUUGAAUUAAUUAAUUAAUUAAUUAAUCCUAUUUUCGUUACUGGAUGUAAGAUGUGACCAGGGCACACCAUAUCAGGCAAUACACAUCAUGUGUUAUUUUAUGUUUAACAGACAAUAAAUAGAUAUCAGGCAAUCAAUGAGUUUCUCUUCGACAACAUGGCUACAAAUCCACAAAUAGGGUUAUUUUGAGUUUAUACCUGCACAUCAUUCCAACACAGUCAGGUUUUGUAAUCUGCUCUUUUCUACAAUGCUGAAUGUUGACUAACUAGAAUCUCUACUAAACUCAACGUUUAUAUGCACAAACUCAUACAGUUCAACCUAGUUGUCUCGGAUAUGUCAAUCUCAUUAAAAUCAGAUCUUCAGGACAUCACAUUAAGGGUCACGUCAGAACGACCUUUCAUCCAACCAAUCAGAGUGUCGCUUACCAGAUCAUGAAAGUGA